Messenger RNA from Solea solea (common sole), 4905 nucleotides. RefSeq names its product inactive rhomboid protein 2-like. The record is from RefSeq and is a predicted model, not a curated record. Gene Ontology annotation, cellular component: endoplasmic reticulum membrane. The transcript has 20 exons. Gene Ontology annotation, biological process: regulation of epidermal growth factor receptor signaling pathway; regulation of protein secretion. The coding region runs from base 371 to 2890 and encodes 839 amino acids. Lineage: Eukaryota; Metazoa; Chordata; Actinopteri; Pleuronectiformes; Soleidae. Gene Ontology annotation, molecular function: serine-type endopeptidase activity.
AGACAGAAAGAGGGAAGUGGUGACACACUAGAGGACAGUAUCCUACUGUAGUGUGGGAUUACGGACACAUACCGACUGUUAAUGAAUUCAAAAGUCACUUGUUUCUUUCUGGAGUGAAUAUUGGACGUUGUGCGUCGUCUUUGUUGCUGUGAAGAGGAUCCACUAAAGAGGAAACCUAUAAGAAUAGAAUGAGAGGAUAAUGCUGUACCAGCAGCUUUGCUCCAGCUGUGUCUUUAUGGUUUAACUGGCAUUCUGUGUGCACCAGCUGUGUAAUUUGUUGAUCAGGAGCUUCAAAGGACGGUGUACCUCAAACCUGGUGGAUAUUAAUAAGAAGAGGUGAUGAAGCAUUUCUCUGAAGCAGUCUGACAGGAUGGCAUCACAGGAGAAGGAGCCUCCCCCAAACCGAGGUCCAACAGAUAGCCGUCUUAAGAGCAAGAAGCCACCCAGCCUAGUAAUCGCCAUUCCCCCUCCUGAAGUGACCAUGUCCCAUGACCCUGCAAAACAGCCACUGCGGCCAUCCCUGAAAAAAAGUGACAGUGGUCAAGCAACUGCUUCGGUGUCGGAGAGCACGAGUGGAGCCGGUGAGCAAGGGUUCUUAUCCAGAGACAGAAGAUCGAAGCUUGGACGACAAACAUCGUUGUCUCAAAGUAUCCGCAGGAACACAGCGCAGUGGUUUGGUGUCGGGGAAGACUCUGAGACCAAGCAGCAGGUAUGGCACAGGAAAAGCCUGCGUCACUGCAGCCAACGCUACGGCAAACUGAAGGCCCAGUAUAGAGAGCCGGACACAGCCACCAGCUUCGACCAGGGCCUGGACUCACCAGCCGCACACAAGAUGCCAAAGAUCAGGGAUCCCCUGGCCCGAGGAAGAGCCUUCCGUUGUCCUGAUGAGGUGGACAGUCGCUCUCCUAGGACACCCCACGCCACUCCUCAGGGGGCUCCCAUCACUCCGGGGGUCACCUCACUCAGCUCCUUCACCAGCCAGCGCUCCGGUUAUAGCCGCUUCCCCAGACGCAAGAGGGAGUCUGUCGCCCGGAUGAGCAUCCGAGCUGCAUCCAACCUGCUGAGGGGUCGCAGUGGUUUGGCCGGAUCUCUGACGGGCCGCAGUUUCCCCAGGAGGAGCUUUGCCAGGCCCAGCUGGAUGGACGAGGACACUGUGGACUCUGCAGACACGUCCCAGUCACUCUUUUUUAGCAAGGUCGAUGCCCAUGAUGAGCUGUAUUCAAUGGCCGACGAUGUCUUUGAAUCUCCACCCAUUUCAGCAUCUUUUGCUCCCUGCGAGCAGCCUGACCAAAAGUUCCCAAGCCUUAAGGACAUAUCUCGGACGCCCAGGACACCAACAGCAGUGCCUGAAAAAGGCUACCACCCUCGCCGGGGACGUCGCAUCGCCUCCCAAGUAAAGCACUUUGCGUUUGACAAACAUAAGCGUCAGUAUGGAAUGGGUGUUGUGGGGAAGUGGUUGAACCGGCACUACCGACGCAGCCUGAGCAGCAAUGUCCAAAAGCAGCUGGAGGACUUUCACAGCCACAGGCCGUACUUCACCUACUGGAUCACAUUUGUCCAUAUCGUAAUCACACUGCUGGCCUGCUGUACUUAUGGUUUUGCCCCUGUGGGGUUUGCACAGCACUCAACCACUGAACUGGUGUUGAAGAACAAAGGCAUUUAUGAAAGCGUCAAGUUUAUUCAACAGGAGAACUUCUGGAUUGGUCCUAGAUCUGAGGACCUGAUCCACCUGGGGGCCAAGUUCUCGCCAUGCAUCCGUCAGGAUAAGCAGAUAGUCAGUUUGAUCCAGAGGGCCAGAGACUUGGAGAGAGAGUCUGGCUGCUGCGUUCAGAACGACAACUCCGGAUGUGUGCAGACCCACAGAUCCGACUGCUCUGAGACGCUGGGCACGUACAUUAAAUGGAACAAUGAGCUUGUAGACUUCAACAUCAGCAGGUCUUCUGGUUCUGUCUGUCACCAGGAUCCCAGAGUGUGUGAAGUGCCUGCCUCUCAACCGCCUCAUACGUGGCCAGAUGACAUCACCCAGUGGCCGGUGUGCACAGAUCGCAAGACGGGGAACCAAACAGGUUUAAGACACAUGGACUGUAAAAUCAAGGGGCGGCCAUGCUGUAUAGGAACUAAGGGCAGAUGUGAGAUUACCACCCCGGACUAUUGCAACUUCAUGCAUGGUUAUUUCCAUGAAGAGGCCACACUGUGUUCACAGGUCCACUGUCUGGAUGACGUGUGCGGGUUGCUGCCCUUCCUUAAUCCCGAUGUUCCCGAUCAGUUCUACCGUCUGUGGCUCUCUCUCUUCCUCCAUGCUGGGCUCUUUCACUGUGCGGUGUCAGUGGUGUUCCAGAUGACCAUACUGAGGGACCUGGAGAAGCUGGCAGGUUGGGUCCGCAUCUCCAUCAUUUACAUCCUCAGUGGCAUCACUGGAAACCUUGCCUCUGCCCUGUUCCUGCCCUACAGAGCUGAGGUGGGUCCUGCAGGCUCUCAGUUUGGUCUCCUUGCUUGCCUGUUUGUUGAGCUGUUACAAGGUUGGCAGAUGCUGGAGAAGCCAUGGAAAGCCUUCUCCAAGCUGGUGGGCAUUGUCCUCUUCCUCUUCAUGUGCGGCCUCCUUCCCUGGAUCGACAACAUCGCUCAUAUCUUUGGCUUCCUCAGCGGCUUGCUGCUCUCCUUCGCGAUCCUGCCUUAUGUCACCUUUGGGACUUUCGACAAGUACCGGAAGCGUAUCCUCAUUGUUGUGUCGUUGUUGGUCUACAUCGGGCUGUUCUCAUCGCUCAUCGUUUGGUUUUACAUUUACCCGAUUAACUGGCACUGGCUGGAGCAUCUCACAUGCCUGCCCUUCACAAGCAAGUUCUGUGAAAAGUACGAUAUUGACCAUAACAUUAACGAUGUGGUUCACUAGUCACCAGUCUCCAUGUCAAAUAUACAAACACUGUCAGUGGUACUGAUCCAUUAGUUUCUAGCCAAUCUCCAGGUCAGUUGGCCUUUUUGAAAACACGGCCGUCGUGGUUUUUAGUCUCCAAGACCUGGUCAAAGUCCAUAUGAAAGGAAACUGAAUCAGACUUUUCAGCCUGCUGAUUUGCUUACUGCUUACUUCUACAAAACCUUUAAUCCUCAGUCGCUCUCGCAUUAUCGGAACCAGAGGACAGAAAAAAAUACUCAGGAUGUAAAAACUGCUGAAAGGACCUAAAGGGAAAUGUUAACAUACCAACAAAUAGUUCUGAUCUUUCACUUUCAUAACAACUCACAUCAGUAUAAAGAAGAAAUCCUGGCAGCCUCAGGUCCACAAUAGCUUCUCACCUUAAAUUAUAUGGACUGCAAGCGGAUUGAUGUCAUAGCGGCGAAUAAGGAUUUCAUGUUGCUGCGUAAAUUGAGACACUUCAGACGAUUCUCCUUCUUCUGUGACACACGCGACGUCACAGAAUCUUCCAACGCGUUAUGCCUUUAGUGGCGACAUGGAAGCAGACCAGCGAGAAUCAGCCCACACUGGAGGACCACAGCGUCAGGCUGGUAUAUCUAUGGCUUUAACACCGCAGAGGAUGUUAUUCAGUGCUGCAUUUUUUUUUUUUAAGUCACGGAAUGUUCUCUUCUCAGAGUAAAAGUUGUCUCCUAUCUUUCUUUUGUGCACAUACAAUCGUGUCAUAGUGGUGAACUGAUAUGCUAUGUGUAACACACAGGUAUUGGCUGUGCAGCCGGAAUAAUGAGCGUGAAAUAUCACGGACAUCUGAGGCCAGAUCUUUUGGUUUUAAAUCACUAGUUGCCUUAAAAGGGACUGUGCCAUGUAUGCAGAUGUUUUGCUCUUUUUUACACAGCUUGUGAUCAGUUAACUGAAUAACGAUGAACACAUUUCUGACCCUGAACUACCAAAGCAACGCCACAUGCUGCUUCUAUAUGCAUGUUGUGUGUGUGUGUGUGUGUGUGUGUGUGUGUCAGUGUGUGUCUCACUGACACAAAGUGGUGCCUAAACCUUUUUUUUUUUUCAGAUUUAUUCUGAAAAGAGACAUCAUAAUAAUAAUAUUUAUUCUAGGAGUAGAGUAGUUCUCUCUAAACAGGCAUCUUUUUGUUUCGUUUUUCUACUGUUUUUUUUUAUAACCGUUUGAAACAAACUAAGAAUCACAAGACGUUUUUUUCACCAGAGCCUUAAUAUAUUUGUGGAAUUUACUGUAAAAGGCUCGUUGGCACUGUACUAAACAAAACCAAUGCAAGAAAAAAUGAUUUACUAUCACUUCUUACUUAACUCUUUUAAUUGUAAUGUUUCCACAGACACACGCGUGAACAGUGUACACCCCGUCUCUGUACUGCACGCUACUACUCUAGUCUAGCAGUUGCUUGUUUUUGGGUUUUUAGUCUCUGACCCACAAUAGAUGACCACUGUUCCUGUGGGUCCCUGAUACUGUGACUAAUAUAAAAAGGAUUUCUGGAGUCUUGACUCCUGGUUUUGAUCGUUGUCUUGGACGCCUGCUGUUAGUGUGAAGGAUUUUACUUCGGAGUUAGUUUUAGGGGCUGCUUUGCUGAUAAUCUGGUGUUGCCCGAAAAACAUGCAGAACAAGUUCUUUCUGGACCGAUUCAAUAUUUUGAACCACUUUUUUUUAAAUCAACUGUGUUUCUAUGGUAAAAGUCUUCAUUUUCCAUUUAGUGGUGGCUCAAAGUGCGAUAGUGACGUCGUCCUCUCCUUUUAGGGAACCUCCUUUUCUGUGCCUUUUGACGUGUGAAGGUGUUCAUGUUUGACCUGAACCACAACAACUCACAUCAUCAGUAUGCAGCGGUCACACUUCUGUGUCUGCACUGGGACCAAACUGUUUCACCCCUUUUUUUUCUAUACAGUGGAAUAAAAAAAAGGGACAUUUUAAAUGAAUUUCACCACAUGGUGACGGUACUUUUCUCGUUUGCUUCAGUUUUAUAUGUGAAAAAAUCUCU